GAUGGCCACUGGCACGGGGAAGAGCCUGGUCAUGGCGGAUCUUUUGGCUAACUUAGGUCCUGCAGGAAAGGCUUGCGUGAUUGUCCCAAAGUUGGAUUUGAUGGAACAGAUGACAGUCAUGUUGGAAGAUGUUCUGCCAUCGAUGUGCAUUUCUCGGGUUGGUACGGGAUGGAGGGCCAACUUAACAGCCGAUGUGUUUGUUUGUGUGCGAAACUCAGCAUGGCAACUUGAGAACUUCUCCUUUGAUCUCCUGCUGCUUGAUGAGGCUCAUCAUUACGAACCAAGUUUGCAUUCUGAUUCCACCAAUCUUUGUGGGCCUCACUUAAGACAGGUCUUGUCGCUGAAAGCAGACAAGCGUCUCUUCUUCUCGGCUACCCUCCUCCAGAACUUUCCAGACUUCGACUUCAGCCUCAGGCCUGCCAUUGAAGCUGGCGUCAUCCAGGAUUAUUCCAUUGUGGUCCCCGUGAUCUCUGAAGGGGAUCCACGUCCCAGCCUGGUAGAGAUUAUUCAGGACCUUCCUUUGUCAAGGAAGAUUCUGGCGUUUUGCAACACAGUCUACGAAGCGAAGCGGUUCACCAAGCUACUCAUUGCUGCUGGCAUUCCAGCAGACCACUACAAUGCAGAAACCAAACAGUCACGCAGGCAAGCCAUUUUGAGUAGCUUUGCAUUGAGUGAAGGAGGUGGAGGUAUUCGUGUCCUGGUCACCGUGGAUGUUCUCAGCGAGGGCGUUGACUUACCAUGGGCAGACACUUGCUUAUUUGUCGCCCCGAGGCGUGGUAUCAGGUUUAGACAGUGCAUUGGGCGGGUGCUUCGAAGGGAGUCAAGAAAGCUUGAUGCCCUUGUCAUCGCGCCACCCAUUGUCGUCAAUCUUGCAAGUGGUAAUUUGACUGAAGAUCAAGAGUUGAGACGAUUGCUUCAAGAGCUAGCAAGUGUUGAUAACGUGUUUCGGAGAUAUUUGGCGGAAAAAUCAACGGGGCAGACCUUGCCCUUGGCUAUUCAAGCUGGUGGGCUUCCCGGGGCCACUUCGGAGGAGAUGGCAGUUGAACAAGCUGCGGAAUUGCUUGAGCUUCGGGUCCUACCAUCCGUCUUGGCAAGGUUUCCGACAACCUGGGAAAGCUGGUAUGACAGAUUGCUGCAUUACAAAGAGGAAAAGGGGGACAUACUGGUGCCUCACGCAUACAAAACCCCAGAUGGCCACAGCCUCGGCUUUUGGGUCAGCAAUCAGCGUGCAGCAAAAGCAAAAGGCAAAUUGUCUGCGGAACAUGUUGCGCUUUUGGAUGAGCAAGGCUUUGUUUGGAGUGUUAUUAGUCGUGAAUCGUGGGAAGGCUGGUAUGAUAGAUUGCGGCAUUAC
Durusdinium trenchii is the source of this 1351-nucleotide messenger RNA. The record is from the annotation of a GenBank genome assembly. Lineage: Eukaryota; Dinophyceae; Suessiales; Symbiodiniaceae.